UUUGGAAACCCUCGAAAGACUAGACUCUUAUCUUAUAUGCUCACACCGUAAAUCCAGCGCGUCACGACAGGUCACGACGCGUUGCCAACAAAUCAUAACGCGUCUUCAUUUAUCAAUAGCUCGGCACCUUGCCAUCUUGCCAUAUGAUGCAUGACAACCGCACUGCGACCUUGAGAAAAGCAGGAACUGGUAAAAUAGCUUGCCGGAAUUUCACUUACAUACUUCCACAUCUUUCUUUCGUUCUCUCCGCUCCUGCAGGUCAAGGAGUACACUUGCUCAGACCAUUUUCGACUUUCUUGGCGAUUCGUCUCUUUGUUCAAACUCGUUCAAACAUCUACGAAAUAUCAUGACACGAAGAAACGCGCGUCCGGCUCUUAAGCUGCGCACCUCAUACGAAAAAAAUGCAAACACAUUCGGACUGCCUUCACCAGAUAGCUUAGCGUCAUCGAUACCCGCAACAUGCUCUCCUGUGACUCCAGAAGAUGCUGAGACGUUUGUGUUCAGUUCGAAGGAAAGUGCCGAGACCGUCGCACUGGACGACGUGUUUACGGGGGGAAGAAGCUACUUUCAGAAGACGCAUUAUCGCGAAGAUCGCACCUAUCUUCCCCCGCUUUCUGAGGUAUCAGAUCAGGACAGUGCAUGUGUUGUAUACACGUCCCAGUUACGACCCGUAACCAAUCCAACGCCUCAAUCAACUCUGACAUUCGCUGCUAUUUGGGAUCCAGAUCAUGGCAUGUCAACAUUUUCUGGAAAACAGCUCAUUGGGCAGGAAUAUUCCUCUCAAGACGAGAGAGGACAGGAUGGCAAGUCAAACUGGGUUCAAGAAGGGAACUACAAUACAUGUCUCUCUACUUCUCACUAUCAUAAUUCUGAACACCCCGACUGCGAACCCCACUUGCCUUCGCGCUUCUCUACCACUACUACUUCGACGUCGAACUAUAUCGAAGUGGACUUGGGAGAGGAAGAUCAAAUCAAUCUAUCUUCGAAACCCUUGCAGGAUGAUUUGCUUCCAGGGGACUCUCAUCCUGCAUGGAUACCCCAAAUUUUCACUGUAGGAUUCACCAAGCCGUCAUCCUAUGGCCCAGGCCGACCCGAAAUUUCAGAACCAUUUCAACUUACUCCCAUGCGACCUCCAGAGUUGAAAAGCCACACCUUACCCUCACACUUUUCAUUGACUUCGAAAUCCUCUUCACUGCUUACUCGAUCGCGGUUACACAUGUCCUCUUCCGUCGCUGCUGCUAAUCCAACAUCCUCGUCAACUCCCUCCAGAGAGGACAUGAGCGGGACUCAAUUGUCACCAACGGCAUCUGUGCGACGCGGUUUCAGCUUUGGAUCUGGCCAUAUCCAACGGAACGAUCAUUCCCCGCCUUUCAGCUCGACACAUUCUAGGAACGCUGAAGAGAGUUCGGAAAGUUCUGCACUUGGAAGCGUCAUUUCUCGUCCACAGACUCCCACCCGUCGCCCAAGCAUCACUUCUGUUUUUGGGAAGUUGAAGAGUCCAAGGAAAGGACAGUCAGAACCUUGGGUAAUGGUUGAUGUGGAAGUCACGCCUAUGAUACACCAACGCUUGGUUACUGAAUACUGAGCCUUGAAACUCCUGGGGAGCUGCGCGCGGACGCAUGAAGUCGCUGAAAGUAGGCAUUCUAUUUCUUGGGAUUAUCAUCUUUCCCUAAGUUGCUGGAGAGUAAUACUGU
This is a messenger RNA of Lentinula edodes (shiitake mushroom), 1694 nucleotides long. RefSeq lists its product as uncharacterized. The transcript has 6 exons. Bases 347 to 1585 code for a protein of 412 amino acids. NCBI's taxonomy places the organism in Eukaryota, Fungi, Basidiomycota, Agaricomycetes, Agaricales, Omphalotaceae. The record is from RefSeq and is a predicted model, not a curated record.